CACUCUUGACUUUGAUUCUGGUUUCAGAAUCGAGAUGAACAUCGAGGUUGGGAACGUUUCUUAUACGGGAGCCAUCAUUUCCUGGUCGUCCUCGGAGCCCUGCCUGGAGGACUAUUACCAUAUUAUGUACAGGCCCAACUGGAACAGCAUCUUCUCUGGCUAUCUUCGCUACAGCUUCCACCACGAGGAGAAGGUGCCUCGAACAAUCAGCUCCGUGGUGCUGGAACACCUCACCCCUUCCACCCUCUACUUCCUGUGCAUCAGCUGCAAGAAGAUUCUCUUCCCCUACAGGCACUACUGCACCAUGUUCCACACCCUGGAUAAGAGUCCCCUGGCUGCUGGAAGCUCCCUGGUAGACCCCCAGCUCUCCCUGUGGGUGCUGAUGGCCAUUCUGCUGGCCUGCUUCACAGCCGUCUUAGCCUUCAUCUGCCUCCAGUUCUGGUGCAUCCGUUGCCAUGAGCCUCGAUGGUCGUACAGAGCCGGCCACAUGGAGGAAGCCAAUGGUCUGGUGAGAUGGCCAGAGGAUGCCCCAGCUCUGGGGCAGGGGGAGGAAGACCUGCAGGGGCUCCCUCUGGUGGAACUGCCACGCGACAACUCUGGAGCUGCAGCAGAAGCAGAAGGCCAAGCCCCUCCUGCAGCUGCUGAAGCUGAUCAGGAUGCCCCUGACGUGGGUGCCUUGCAGAGGGAGGGUGGUGAGCUUCCCGCCGACGUACUGCCUCAUUCUGGGGAAUGAGAGGUGGGGAGGAGGCAGCCCACAUCAGGUAGCUUAAAGCCCUCCACACAGUAGGUCUCCUGUAAAAAUGCCUCUGUAGACCACCCAAUUGUCUCCCUUCAAGUGUCAGUGCUCUCGUGGGUCACCUGGCUGGAUGAAUGCCCUUUGACAAAGCUUUUCAAGCUGGAAAACAUAUACCCCCCUGGUGUGCCAAGGGAGGAAACAUGGCAUCUCUGAGGACUAUCUAUCUGGGGGGUCAGUCAGGAAUUAAGGGCAUUAUUUUAAUAUUAAAACAAUCAUGAAUAUAUUAUGGUAUAGAAAGUAAAA
Messenger RNA from Phacochoerus africanus (Common warthog), 1039 nucleotides. RefSeq names its product fibronectin type III domain containing 9 (gene FNDC9). Bases 35 to 733 code for a protein of 232 amino acids. Lineage: Eukaryota; Metazoa; Chordata; Mammalia; Artiodactyla; Suidae. The record is from RefSeq and is a predicted model, not a curated record. The transcript has a single exon. Gene Ontology annotation, molecular function: protein binding.